Acinonyx jubatus (cheetah) is the source of this 5395-nucleotide messenger RNA. It is a transcript of the gene ARK2C, whose product is annotated as arkadia (RNF111) C-terminal like ring finger ubiquitin ligase 2C. The record is from RefSeq and is a predicted model, not a curated record. Bases 81 to 1124 code for a protein of 347 amino acids. Lineage: Eukaryota; Metazoa; Chordata; Mammalia; Carnivora; Felidae. Gene Ontology annotation, molecular function: ubiquitin protein ligase activity; zinc ion binding. Gene Ontology annotation, biological process: motor neuron axon guidance; positive regulation of BMP signaling pathway. The transcript has 8 exons.
CGCCCCGGAGCCGCGCCACAAAGGGCCCGCGCGCAGCCGCCGCCGCCGCCGCCGCCGCCGCCGCCGCGCGAGGAGCCAGGAUGGUCCUGGUCCACGUCGGCUAUCUCGUGCUUCCAGUGUUUGGCUCUGUGCGAAACAGAGGUGCCCCCUUUCAAAGGUCUCAGCAUCCUCACGCUACCUCCUGCCGCCACUUCCACCUGGGCCCCCCGCAGCCGCAGCAGCUGGCCCCCGACUUCCCCCUGGCGCACCCCGUGCAGUCGCAGCCGGGCCUCAGCGCCCACAUGGCCCCGGCCCACCAGCACAGCGGCACCCUGCACCAGUCGCUGACUCCGCUGCCCACCCUGCAGUUCCAGGACGUCACAGGUCCCUCCUUCCUACCUCAGGCCCUGCACCAGCAAUACCUCCUGCAGCAGCAGCUCCUGGAAGCCCAGCACCGCAGGCUCGUCUCGCACCCGAGGCGGAGUCAGGAGCGUGUGUCUGUCCACCCCCACCGCCUCCACCCCAGCUUUGACUUCGGCCACCAACUCCAGACGCCUCAGCCCAGGUAUUUGGCUGAGGGUACUGACUGGGAUCUCAGCGUGGACGCCGGCUUGAGCCCUGCCCAGUUCCAGGUGCGGCCCAUCCCUCAGCACUAUCAGCAUUACCUAGCGACUCCUCGAAUGCACCACUUUCCCAGAAACUCCUCCUCCACGCAGAUGGUGGUCCAUGAAAUCCGAAACUACCCUUACCCUCAGCUUCACUUCCUUGCUCUCCAGGGACUGAACCCCAGCAGACACACCUCUGCAGUGCGGGAGAGCUACGAGGAGCUGCUGCAGCUUGAGGACAGGUUGGGAAAUGUGACUCGGGGAGCCGUACAGAACACCAUCGAGAGGUUCACCUUCCCCCACAAAUACAAGAAGCGAAGACCCCAGGAUGGCAAGGGCAAGAAGGAAGAGGGGGAGGAGUCAGACACAGAUGAGAAAUGCACAAUUUGCCUGUCUAUGCUGGAAGAUGGAGAAGAUGUGAGGCGCCUCCCCUGUAUGCACCUCUUCCACCAACUGUGUGUGGACCAGUGGCUCGCCAUGAGCAAGAAAUGUCCCAUCUGCCGAGUGGACAUUGAGACACAACUGGGAGCCGACAGCUGAGGGAGGAAUUAGCCAGUGGACACCCCAUUUUCCUUCACCAGGUCCCCCCCACGGCCAUAGCCCUUGCAGCCAAACUUUGCCUUCUGAGCCAUUUGAUGUAGAGGAAAAGCCUGCAAGCACAUUUUGUGGAAAGAGGAGUUGGCGGUAUCAGUGUCUGAGGGAAAGGAGGGGUGGGGGGGCGACCCCCCCCCCAUCCAGAGCGGUGACUGCCCCCAUCCACCUCGCUGCGCGGGAGGGAGCUGGCCGUGCCCGGAGCAGGGGUGGGAAGGGGGGGCCCACGCUGCUGAGAAUCUGGAUGCGAACUGGAAGGUCCUAGCUGAUAGACAGGCCCCUCAAUCCUGUCCUUUGAAGGAUUGUGUAUAUACCUCUCGACCACGUAGAAACCAUGUAGGGGUCUCUAGCUAUUUCUGUGGAUGGCAGCCGGAGCAUGUUAGCUUAAGAAAAAUGUUGUGUGUGGUGCUCUAGUCAUCUUGUGGUGGACAUGUCGCUAUUACGAAUUCGCACCAAAUAUUUCUCAUUGAGUUCCUUGUUUUGGUGCCUGACUGAACCAACCAACGACAGCCCAAAUCUUCCCGUCUUUAUGAGAAAAAAGGAAAAAGGAAUCAAAGGUGAAAAAAAAAAAAAAAGCCAAAUCCUGUUUCUGGUGAAAAAGGAUGAUUUUUUUUUUUUUCACCCGGGUUGGGAGGCGGGAGGGGGGGUGGUUCUUGUUUUGUUUUUGGUUUUGUUUUUUCCUUUGCUUUUGUUUUUCUCAUGUUUACAGUGCACGGAGUGUGGAAGGGGAGCGUCUGGGGAAGGGAAGGGCAGGAAAAGGGGGAGACGGCGGCUUCGCUGGGCACCCGAGGGGCUCAGCCAGGGCGAGGAAGGCAGAGUUUGGGUCAGUGAAAGGGGAAAUUCUGUCUUGAAGGAGGGCUCCCCAGUUCCAGGGCACAUGCACUUAGUUCCAGCCAUGUCCCAGGUCCCACGGUCCCCUGUGGAACUAGGGUGGAGCUAGCUUUCCGCUCGAGUUGCCCCCGUGUUCCUCAGAGCCAGGACGUCCCUGUGUAUGCCACCUUCUUCCUUUUGGCUGUGUGUAUGCCCUGUCACAAAGAGGCGAUUUGGCCACGGCCUCCCUAUGCAAAAAAUUCACUGGAUGAUGAAGAUAUGAUAGGACAGCUGGUGGUGGACCCUUGGCCUUGGCCAAAGUGCUCUGGCUGGCACUCAGGGGCUGGGGUCAAACGCCCUGGACCUGGGGGAGGACUUCUGCUUCCUAUGGGAUGUCUCAAAUCCCAGUGGAGUCCCUCAGAGAUGGCCCUGGCCCCGAGACGGUGUCGGCUGGGCUUGGGAGGCCCUGUGUCCCUAGUCUCUGGCUCUUUCUGUCUUUGAUGACCUUGGGCAAGUCCCUCUAUUUCUCUGUGCCUCAUUUGCCUUCUCCUGAAAGGGGGAGAAAUGACAGUCCUCCCUAUCUCCACUCCUUCGCCCUCACCUACAUGUUGUGAGGACUGAUAACCAUCCAGUCAACGCAUUUGUGCUGUGUCCUGGGACCCUCCUGGGGGUUUAGGGAUGGGAGUGGUGAGAGACAGAGAUCCGGAAGUUCCAAGCGACACCACCCAAUGUGUCUUUCUGCACCACCCCGCGACUUUUCUGAACCUCAAAGGGAGCAGGGAGAUGGGAGGACAGAAGAAUGGAGAUGGGAAAAUCCACCAAAUCCCAACCCCAACCCCAACCCAGCUUUCUUUAUCCAUGUGCAGAACACCCCAGCCUAGCUGAAAUUCUGCUCUCUUCCUUUACCCCUCCCCCUCCCUUAUUUGCACAGCCCUUGAAGCCUCCCCCUCUCCUCGCCCCUCCCCCAAUCUCAAUGCCCUCAUAUCAGUAAGAGAAGACUAAGCAGGACAGGAUACUUAUCCCCUAUAUGAAGAAAUUCUGUAAGGUUAAGGGUACGACCAGUACCAAUGGGUUAAAAAUGACUGAGAGGCAGAUUUUGGCUUGAGGUAGAACCUUCUAGCACAACCAGAGCUGUCGGGCAGAGGCAUGGCUGUUCUGGACACCUGCAGGCACAGAAUGGGGAUGUGGCUUCUGGUGGAAGGGUUACUCAAGGAUCUUACUCAGACUGAAGCCUCUUCCAGCACCAAUACUCUCGUGUUCUAUAAAAUCUUUCCUGAGUGCCUGCUCAGUGCUGGGAGAGAGGACAGUGUCCCUGUCUUGAGGAGCUUACAGUUUAGCCAAGGAGGCAAGACACAUACAAUAGCACAAAAGUGGUGAGUCACUGACACAGGGUUAACAGCAGCGAGCAUUACGUCGUCCAGUUCCAUAGUUCAGUGCAUGAACUCUCUCCAGGGCUGAAGGCUGGAGAACCCACCAGUGCAGAAAGUGCUUCCCAAUCAGGAUUUGGGGGGGAAAGCUCAUCACUAGUAGCCACAGGAAGCUGGGACUUCUCCCCAGCUUGCUUUGGACCGGGAGGCAGCCAGGGUGGUCUAGGGAAGGUCACUCCCCUCUUAGUCUGGGACUCUUGUUCUCUCUGAGGCUGGUUCAGAAGGCUAGCAAGUAGAGGGAGUCGGUGCGGAGCCAGAUGGCACGAGGGCUGGUGUCCUCGGGUUCUAGUCUUGGCUCUUCAGUGACCAAGCGCGUAGUGCUGGAAACCUCCUUCUCUCUGGGCCUCAGUUUCCUCAGCUGCGACGCAAGGAGUCUGGAUUGGAUGCUUGCUAAAUUUCCUUCUGACACUCACAUUCUCUGAUCCUCCCUGACAUCAACACAUCCUUCAAGUGGUAGGGCCACGUGCCCACCGAGCUGUUGAAAACAACUUCCUGUGGGCACCAACAUCUGUCUCAGGGGCUGAGAGUGGGAGUGCGGUCCCCUCCUCCUCCCUGUUCUGGGCACGCUCUGAGUGCCCCAGGCCAACACUAGGCACUAACUGGGGUGGGGAUCACCCAGUGGGGAGAGGUCAGCCGCUGACUAUGGGGGUGGAUCCUGAAGCCCUCCUCCCCUCCCCAUCUGUCUGGGGCCCUCGCACCUUGCAGGGGGGGCACAGGGGACAUGGACUCAGGCUCCUGCCAGCUCCAGGCUCCUUAGCCGGGCAGCUCUCUGGAUGAGAAGACAGGAGAGGGGUCUGUGCUUCUGCUCCCUGGAAGCCCCCUCUCCCUCGCCCAGGAGCCCGGGAAGACGGAGAAGAGGCAGGCUUGGGCCUCAGCAUCUUGUACCCACCACCUCCGGGAGGGGAGACCCCCGGUAGUCCUCCUACUGCUCAACUCAAGGGACUCAGACCCUUUCUUGACUGAGACGCAUGAGUGCCUUCUGGGGUGAGAGCCACCCCAGGAUUCAAGUUGGGCCUCCCAGCCGCAGUGUAGCCCUGGCCGCAGCGGGUUGCAGAGGACGCCAAUCAGCGAAACCAACGCCACAGCCACAGCCACAGCCAGCGCCGGCUGGCGCCAGCAGGGGGGCAGGCCAGGGCGCGGGGCUCCUCUACUGGCCCGGACACCUGGCCCCCGUGGCCCUGGCCCAGCAGUCGUGACAGGACUCAAGCUACUCUUCUGCAAAUGUCCCAGCCUCCCUGCAAGUAUUCUCAACUCUUUACGCCUAAUGAACAAGCACAGUUUUUUCAAUGGUGAAGAAAAAGCACCAGAUCUUUUUUUCUUUCUUUUUUUUUUUUUUCCUGAAGAAAUCCCCCAAGCCCCCCGCCCGCCGGCGGGACAAACACUCCCCGCGUGGGGCUGUAGCAACGUCUGUCAGGUCCCCUGUCGUGUUUCAUCUCCUGCGCGUAGAGCAAAUGCUAGAGCGAUUUCAGCUGAUAGAAAAACAAAAAUGAAAAAAAAAAAAACACAAAAAACAAAAAACAUGGCACGUUGCUAGUUUACAGGGUUUUGUGAGUUUAAAUGCCUUAUAUUUAACAAUCAUAAUUUAUGACUAACUUGUAGAUAUCGUGGGUUCUUAUUUAAUUAUUUUUAUAGUUGUUUUGCAUUUUUAAUUAUAAUUUAUUUAUUUAGAAAGGAUACUAAUUUUUUUUAUUACUCCUAUUACCUCAUUUUGGCGUUGUUUCUGGGAGUGGAAUGCUUUGCAUGCAUUGGUACGAUGACAAACAACUAUGAAUACGAAAAAAAAAUUUAAAUAAAAUUCCGCGAACUUUAUUUCGUCCAAACUAUCAGGGUGUGUGAUUGCAAGCUGUCCUACUGUGGUGCUGGCCUCUUUGGAUACAUUCCAUACAAAAUGCAAACCUUUGAUUCUGUAUGCUGUGACCUAGUGAAAAACUCCAAUAUAGUGACUGUAUUUAGCACAUAUAUAAAUAUAAUUUGCACUCGUCA